CAUUAACGGUGGCAACGGUGGCACUGUCAAUUGGACUGGAGGUAACAUGCCAGGUGGUGUUGCCAACGGUGACGGCAGUCUUACUACUAGGAAUUGGACUGGGGGUGACAUGAGCGGUGAUGUUACUGGUGUUGGCAAUCGCAGCGGGGGCGAUGGCGUUACCGGCAGUGGCGAAUCCAGUGGAAGUGCUUACACUGGUGCGGAGAACAAUGGAAGUGCUUAUGGCCGUGGUGCCAAUGGCAGUAGUGGUGAAAAUAGUGCGCCCUAGUUUCGAGAGGGGCAAUUUGUG
Molecule: messenger RNA, 289 nt
Organism: Closterium sp. NIES-67
Lineage: Eukaryota; Viridiplantae; Streptophyta; Zygnematophyceae; Desmidiales; Closteriaceae
Source: the annotation of a GenBank genome assembly